Molecule: messenger RNA, 906 nt
Organism: Alternaria atra
Lineage: Eukaryota; Fungi; Ascomycota; Dothideomycetes; Pleosporales; Pleosporaceae
Exons: 2
Coding region: 1-906 (301 amino acids)
Source: RefSeq, a predicted model, not a curated record
AUGUCUACGUUUCAGAUCAUGGCCAGGAAGCGAGGUCGGGACGACGAUUCAGACUCGGAUUUGGAUGAGGAGAGGUACCUCAAGAAAUGCCGACCAGGGAGCCACGAGCUGGCAAGCCAUGGUCAAUUCCAACCCCAACUACUGUCAAACCUACCCCACCGGGGCUCACAUACGCCUUCUCCCCCAAGGCUGUUCACGGACAUCCGGUCCAUGACGCCAGCGCAAUCAGAACACGGAGGAGCCUACUCCCCGGAUUCGAUAUAUGGUGGACCUGUUCGUAUAUCAAGAGAGUCAAGUGGGAUGGAUAUGGAUACGGAUAUGGACGACGAUGAAAUGGACGUUCGGAGCCAGCCGCCAGAGUCGCCUGCUUUCAACUCGUUUGGUAACAACUUUAUGCGACCAGCCAUGCUCCAACCGUCUUUAUUUAAUUCAGACGCUGUCAACAACAAUAGCCGGAUACCUACACCCAUACACCCUACUUUUAAGAGAGGAGGAAUGAACGGAUUAGGAUACCCCAUGAGUGGCUCAGCAGGCUGCAUGGCUAUGAACAACCUGCAUCUACCUUCUAUGCAGGCAUCUCCACCAGGCUGGAAGGGACUAGGGCAGGACACGGACGACGAUCGGGGCAGACGUAUGCCCUCGCCCAUCUCAGAGGACGAGGACAUUCCGGAUACGCCGACUGCGCUUACCCAAUCACAGCUAUCGCGACUUAGUUUCUCGCACGCCAGUACGGCCGACCAGAUGGAUACCGAGUCUUCCUCAACGUUGGCCCCACCGCCAAUAUCUCGUGGAAGAAAACGAAGUGGUGCAUUGACGGGUAUGGGACGUUUCAGCAUGGGUUAUCGGGAGGACUGCGAGAAGUGCAGACAGAGGGUCCCAGGCCAUUAUUCGCAUUUUCUGCCGUAA